GUCUCCCUUGGAUCGCGUCUGCGCUUUCGAUGCUUUUCUCUUCUUCUUAUCCUGCGGGGCUGUGAUAACUAUACACAACCUGCACUGCUGAAGCUUUCCGACCGAGCAGUACUAUUGGGCAUAGCCUUGAGCUUGCAGCGGCAGUGUCGCAAAGACUUAUAUAACUUGCAAGUGCAAGCGUAUGCUCUAAUCACUCCCAUUGACCAGCAUGUCUCCUCGUCCUCGCCGUCGCAGCGUCGACUCGUCUUCUUCAUCUUCGUCUUCUGACAGUGAUUCCGGCUAUAAACCGAAGAAGGAUAAGCAUCACCGCGCUGGUCAUGCCGCGUUCCCGACUCCUGUGCACCACCCAUCAGGGCAUAUUCCCUCGCCUGGCUUCCCAUUACCGGGCGUCAGUAGGGGCAACCAGCACGCUCAGAAUCCCAUGGCGAGUGAAUCUGACAGACCGCAGUUUCCUGUCGGUGGGGAACACCGCGCCAGCGAGCACCCGCCUCCGUACAGUGCACCAGCGCCUCCGCCGUCUGGAUAUCGAUUACCUUUAACGACCACUUCCGCAUUUCCUCCCUUGGAGCAGGCAGGACGCCCACCGUGCUUUGAUGCAGAUGGGCAAUCUCCUGUGUUUCUCGGAUCCGCGCUCUUCCCGAACUCGGUCCAUCCCUGCAAGAUCGUGCCUAGCCUCAAUCCUCCCUGUCGCGUGCCCUACGGAGGCGGGGAGCAUGAGCACAAUGGCCGGUACGAUUUGCUGCCGUUCACUCCCGAGACCAUGGAAUGGGUCCCGACUUCACAUGGUCGGAUUCCUGACGGGCGGAGGCCUGUAGAAGGAGGGUACGAAGAGCACGGGGCCAAGCUGUAUCACGCCCUUGCUCAGGUCAGUGGCAUUCAUGUACCAGGGAAGACUGGGGAGCAUCUUGGAGGCUGUAAUGUAGCAUUUGGCGGAGCUGAGCAUACCAUUCGGGAGAACUAUGCUAUUCUCUGCUGGAAGUGAAGGGCAAUGACUGAUCUGUAAUAUUCGUUUGUAACAAGUGGCCGUCAACGUUGUACGUUUGAUCUGUCUUAUCAUAUUACCGUCGUCCUAUGGAAAGCAGUAAGCUCUGUUUGUUGGGCACUAGAUUUUCCAUGCACGUAAUUGUGCAGCAGUGUCUUCCAAGGAGACUCCAUUUGAAGGAUCCGUACAUGCGAGCGUGAUGGGCUGCCUAUGCAAGGAGAAUUCAUGUAUGAAGGCGGUUCCGUUUUAUCCCCUCGAGCGUCCCGAGCAGUUCAACGAUGC
Gloeophyllum trabeum ATCC 11539 is the source of this 1264-nucleotide messenger RNA. RefSeq lists its product as uncharacterized. The record is from RefSeq and is a predicted model, not a curated record. Bases 209 to 982 code for a protein of 257 amino acids. Lineage: Eukaryota; Fungi; Basidiomycota; Agaricomycetes; Gloeophyllales; Gloeophyllaceae. The transcript has 3 exons.